Messenger RNA from Acanthamoeba castellanii str. Neff, 1116 nucleotides. RefSeq names its product uracilDNA glycosylase. Gene Ontology annotation, molecular function: uracil DNA N-glycosylase activity. NCBI's taxonomy places the organism in Eukaryota, Discosea, Longamoebia, Acanthamoebidae. The coding region runs from base 1 to 1116 and encodes 371 amino acids. Gene Ontology annotation, cellular component: mitochondrion; nucleus. Gene Ontology annotation, biological process: base-excision repair; base-excision repair, AP site formation via deaminated base removal. The record is from RefSeq and is a predicted model, not a curated record. The transcript has 8 exons.
AUGUCCACCCCACAAAAGAAACAGGCAUCGCUCCUUGCCUUCUUCGGAAGCCGCGGCAGCAGCUCCUCUUCACCUUCCUCCGAUGCUGCUCCUUCGUCAUCUUCAACCACAUCUUCCGCCUCUUCUCCUGCGAAAAGGAAGCUGCCCUCUUCCUUCUCCUCUGGCGAACUGUCGUCUCCAUCGACUGCCGAGCCGCCCAAGAAGCAGACCCGCCCGACCGAGCUGCAGCCGCAGGUCAAGCACCUCAUCGCCGGCCUGCACGAGCCCGCCUGGCGUCGCGUCCUCGCCAACGAGUUCACAGAGGGCUACUUCGUUCAGCUGGCCAAGUUUCUGGAGCAGGAGAGGCAGACGAAGACGAUCUAUCCGCCGCCAGAGCACGUCUUCAGCCAGCUCAACCUGUGCCCCUUCGAUGAGGUCAAGGUCGUCAUCCUCGGCCAGGACCCGUACCACGGGCCAGGCCAGGCACACGGUCUCGCGUUCUCGGUUGCCCUGGGGGUUACCCCGCCGCCCUCCCUCAAGAACAUCUUCAAGGAGCUCGAGAACGAUCCCGAGGUUGAUUUUACCAAGCCGGAUCAUGGCAACCUGGAGAAAUGGGCACGUCAGGGAGUGCUGCUGCUGAACGCGGUGCUCACGGUCGAAGCGCGCAAGCCCAACUCGCACAAGGACAAGGGAUGGGAACGCUUCACGGACGCCAUCAUCAAGGCCGUCAACGACAAGCGGGAGGGCGUAGUCUUUAUGCUGUGGGGCAAGUACGCACAGGACAAAGGCAAGAUCAUCAGCAAGAGGAAGCACCACGUGCUCACCUCCGCUCAUCCGUCGCCGUUCGCCGCGCACAACUUUUUCGGAAACAAACACUUCUCCACCGCCAACAACCUCCUCAAGCAAAGGACGCUGACGGGGGAGUCCAAGAAGCCGAUCGAGUGGCAGCUGGACCCCAAGGACGUGGAGCGCGAGAACCAGCGCCGGUGGCUCGAGGAGCGGGAGGCGGAAUGGACACACGAGGAGCAGGAAGAGGAGGAGAAGGGCUCAUCUGAUCAUGACCAACCAUCACCGGCACCCCAAGAAGAGGAUGACGAGAAAGAUAGUGGGGAGGAGGAGGAAGACGAAGCCGCCUGA